UAGAUUAAAUAAACUGAAGAUAAUGGCACUAACUAAUGAAAGCCACCCUGAAGAAUUUAUCCUAUUAGGCUUUGCUGACCGUCCUUGGCUGGAGCUUCCUCUCUUUGUCAUUCUUCUGAUAACAUACCCUAUGGCCGUGAUGGGAAACAUCACUAUCAUACUGGUGUCCAAAUUAGAUCCCCGUCUCCACAGCCCCAUGUAUUUCUUCCUCACCAACCUCUCCUUUUUGGACAUGUGUUAUACCACAAGCAUUGUCCCUCAGAUGUUAUUUAACCUGGGAAGCUCUAAAAAGACAAUCAGCUACUUGGGCUGUGCAGUUCAGCUUUAUUUCUUCCACAUGAUGGGCAGCACAGAAUGUCUACUCCUGGCUCUCAUGUCCUUGGAUCGCUAUGUGGCCAUCUGCAAGCCUCUUCACUACACCCUCAUCAUGAAUCAGCAAAUCUGUGUCCUCCUAGUAUCCAUUGUGUGGCUGAGUGGAAUGACCUAUGCUGUCUCAGAAGCAACUGUUACAUUACAGUUGCCACUCUGUGGUCUCAACAAACUGGAUCACUUGGUGUGUGAGAUUCCUGUUCUGAUAAAGAUUGCCUGUGGUGAAAAGAGUGUUAAUGAGCUCACACUCUUCGUGAUCUGUAUUUUUAUGCUAGCUGUUCCACUCUGUCUAAUUCUUGCUUCCUAUGCUUGUAUUGGGCGUGCUAUGCUGAAGAUUAAGUCUUCUGAGGGAAGGAAAAAGGCCUUUGGGACAUGUUCUUCCCAUCUCAUAGUGGUUUUAUUAUUUUAUGGCCCAGGCAUUAGCAUGUACCUUCAGCCCCCCUCUUCCAUCACUAGGGACCAGCCCAAGUUCAUGGCUCUCUUCUAUGGAGUGGUGACACCUACACUCAACCCCUUCAUCUACACCCUUAGGAAUAAAGAUGUGAAGGGGGCAUUAGGUAGCCUGACUAGAAGGAUUUUCAGUUCCAAGUGA
Molecule: messenger RNA, 961 nt
Organism: Loxodonta africana (African savanna elephant)
Lineage: Eukaryota; Metazoa; Chordata; Mammalia; Proboscidea; Elephantidae
Product: olfactory receptor 2B11-like
Exons: 1
Coding region: 23-961 (312 amino acids)
Biological process (GO): G protein-coupled receptor signaling pathway; detection of chemical stimulus involved in sensory perception of smell
Cellular component (GO): plasma membrane
Molecular function (GO): G protein-coupled receptor activity; olfactory receptor activity
Source: RefSeq, a predicted model, not a curated record